CCGCUUCUGGCAUCUCAUGGGAGAUUAAAAUAAAGACCGGAGAGGGGAGAGAUAGGGGGAGCAAUGGAGGUGGCAGGAGAGAAAGGGAGGGUGUGUGUGACUGGUGCCGGAGGAUACGUGGGCUCAUGGCUGGUGAAGCUCCUCCUCUCCAAUGGUUACAAGGUCCAUGGAACAGUCAGAGAUUUAAGCGAUGAAAAGAACGCUCACUUGAGGAAAUUUGAGAAGGCCUCUGAAAACCUUCAACUCUUCAAAGCGGACGUGCUUCACUACGACACUUUAAAAGCAGCCUUUGCAGGAUGUGAAGGAGUCUUCCAUGUGGCUAGUCCUGUCCCUGCAACCAAAGUCCUUGAUCCAGAGUUAGAGUUGAUCACUCCCGCUGUUAACGGCACUCUAAAUGUACUUCAAGCAUGUUUGGAGAUGAAAAUCAAACGGGUGAUUGUGGUGUCAUCAAUUGCUGCCGUUUUACUGAAUCCACAUUGGCCACUUGAUAAGCUCAAGGAUGAGAAGUGUUGGUCGUCCAAAGAAUUUUGCAGGAAGAUUGAGGUGACUAUUUUGAUCAUUAGAGCUUUUGUUUCUAUAUCUUUUCUCGUGAAAUGAAACAAAGUAUUUUAUUUUUUUUUUCUUUAAUAGAAUAAGGUACACAAUUGAAUA
Molecule: messenger RNA, 651 nt
Organism: Phoenix dactylifera (date palm)
Lineage: Eukaryota; Viridiplantae; Streptophyta; Magnoliopsida; Arecales; Arecaceae
Source: RefSeq, a predicted model, not a curated record